AUGGCGGAUGCGGCGUUCAAGCCCGAGCGGGACUACUCCAAGGAGGCCGACACCCAGAUUCCCGAGGCCGAGCGGCUUGCAAAGACAGAUAUCCAUGCCGCCAUCGAGAAGCUCUCUCUCCUGGAGAAGCAGACCCGCCAGGCCUCCGACCUCGCCUCAACAUCACGAAUCCUCGUCGCCAUCGUCACCAUCUGCAAAAAUGCUGGCGAUUGGAGCCUCCUCAGCGACCAGACCUUGGUGCUCUCCAAGAAGCAUAGCCAGCUUAAGCAGGCCAUCACCAAGAUGGUUCAGACAGUCGUCGGCUUCCUGGACCAAACACCGAGCAUGGAAACCAAGUUGUCCGUGAUCGAGACCCUACGCACAGUCACUGAGGGCAAGAUCUUUGUCGAGGUCGAGCGGGCUCGCGUUACCAAGAUCCUUUCCGACAUCAAGAAGAAGCAGGGCGACCUCAAGGGGGCGGCCGACACACUAUGUGAACUCCAGGUCGAGACCUUUGGCUCAAUGGACCGCCGCGAGAAAACCGAGUUUAUUUUGGCGCAAGUGGCACUCUGCAUCGAGAACAAGGACUGGACACAGGCUGGCAUCCUGAGCCGCAAGAUCAGCACCCGGUACCUAGCCCGGAAACCCAAGAAGACGCCAGAGCAGCUCGAAAAGGAAAAGAAGGAGCGCGAGAAGAAAGGCAAGACCGAGGAGGAGCCCGAAAAGGAGGAGGAUGUCACAGACCUCAAGUUGCGCUACUACAGGCAACAGAUCCAGCUGUCUCAGCAGGAGGGCAAGUACCUCGACGUGUGCAAGCACUACAGACAAGUAUUGGACACCGAGUCGGUGGAGGAGGACCCUGUUAAGCUUCGUUUCAGAAUCAUCUACUUCAUUAUUCUAGCGCCCCACGAUAACGAGCAACACGACCUGCUUCACAGGGUUCACAAGGACACGCGGAAUUCCACCGUCCCUGAGGAUGCGGAGCUCUUGAAACUAUUCACCGUCCACGAGCUCAUGCGAUGGCCCGAAGUCGCCCGCGUGUUCGGCCCGCAUCUGACCGACACCGACGUCUUCGACGAAGACGCCGACGAUUCGGACGACCCGAAUGCCCACGAGCGGUGGAAGGACCUGCGCAAGCGCGUCAUCGAGCACAACGUGCGCGUUAUCGCCAAGUAUUACACCCGCAUCCAGAUGGGCCGCCUCACCCAGUUGCUCGACCUGACCGAGGACGAGACCGAGAAGUACAUCAGCGAGCUGGUGACGGCCAAGACGGUCUACGCCAAGAUCGAUCGUCCCGCCCGCAUCGUCAGCUUUGCCAAGCCGCGCGACGCCGACGACAUCCUCAACGAGUGGAGCUUCAACAUGAAGAGCCUGCUGGGCCUGCUCGAGAGGAUCGAUCAUCUCAUCACCAAGGAGGAGAUGAUGGCGAGGAUCCAGCCAGGUGUCAAGACGAAGAAGGGCAAGGAAUCCAAGCGAGCGCGUUAA
Molecule: messenger RNA, 1464 nt
Organism: Chaetomium globosum CBS 148.51
Lineage: Eukaryota; Fungi; Ascomycota; Sordariomycetes; Sordariales; Chaetomiaceae
Exons: 4
Coding region: 1-1464 (487 amino acids)
Cellular component (GO): proteasome regulatory particle, lid subcomplex; cytoplasm; nuclear proteasome complex
Source: RefSeq, a predicted model, not a curated record